UUUUACAUAAGGCUUAUACUUUGCCACAUACUAGUCAUUUAACGUAUCUUAUUUUUAUUCUCCUAAUACUGUCGGCUUUGGAAAGGAUCAAAACACAAAAGUGUAAAACUCAAAAGUAUUUUUAUGCCAAAAAUCAGGUGACAGAAAUAAAAACAGGUAGCUAGGAUGCUGAAACCAGCAGAGUAUGACUGAACCGUAUGCACUGAGGAGUGAGAGAUGACAGAGGACUACUUAUGAGGAGUAGCUGUGAGUGGGAGCAGAGUACAGCAGGGGAACAUAGGAGGAUCUAUAAAUGAAAAUAUUUUAAAGAAGAAAGAAACCGAAAAGGGAAAGAAGAAUAACUAGAAAAAAAACUGACAACAAACGGAGUAGAAAAUUCAGUGGAAGGAAGAAAAAAGAAACGAAUACUAAAUGAGAAAACCUUAACAGCUGGGGAACCAAACAAAAGCAGAGCCAUUGGUUUUGAGCCACAAUGUCUGAUAUCAUUUAUUUACACGAUGAAUUUUAAACUUUUAAGUAUAAAAAUGCCACAUUUAAUGUAUUUUACUUUGUCUUGGUAUCAACAGAUAUAUAACUGUACUUUUAUGCUGAUUAUUUUAUUACAGAUGGAAAAAGAGGGUCGUAGUAAGGUGUGGGCCUACUUCACUAAAGAGCCAUCCGGUGAUGUCAUCUGCAGCAUCUGCUCUUCUUCAGUAGGCCAGGGGUCAGAAAAAAGCAAGUCAAAAAACACAACUAACUUGUGGCACCAUCUUAAAAAGAAGCACAAAGAUGAUUACGAAGUUGCACAAAGUCAAGCAAAGAAAGGGACAGGAACUCAAAUGACUCUUCCACAAGUUGUUGAACGAACAGCAAAAUGGGGCCCAAAUGACCAAAAAGUCAGAGAGAUAGAUAAGCUCAUAAUGGAAAUGAUUGCCACAGCCCUAUUCUGUUGUGGAGGGAGUGGGAUUUAAACGACUGGUUGCAAAACUGGAACAAAGAUAUUCACUGAAAAAUGAAAAAUAUUUUCACACAAAGUUGAUGGAAGAAACAUACCAAAAGGUUGUGAACAAAGUUAAACAGCUUCUUCAUACUGACAAUUCUGGACCCCUUGCCUUCACUACAGACUGCUGGUCUGGAGCUGGUGAAGCCCUCAUGAGUUUAACAGCUCACUUUAUUGACAAAAACUGGCAGAGAAUCCAGCUAGUGCUGAAUGUGAAGACAAUGUUUGGUUCUCACACAGGAGAAUAUAUAAGUGAAACUUUCCUUAACUUAUUAAAAGAGUGGGUGGGACAUUGACCAUGAGAGAGUGCACCUGGUACUGAGGGAUAGUGGAGCCAACAUGGUCAAAGGCACGAGGCUUGCUGAAAUGCCUGGACUGAGCUGGACUGCUCACACACUGCAACUGGUCAUAAAUGACGGCUUAAGUGCACAGCGAGCUGUAGGGGACAUGCUGGCAAAAUUUAAAAGAAUUGCCACUCAUUUCAAUCAUUCUACAGUCGCACAGCAGCGUCUCACCAGUAUUCAGAAGGAGAUGGGAGUUCCUGUUCACUAGAUUAAUCUGUCAGUACCAACAAGAUGGAACUCUGUGUUGCACAUGAUCGAGAGAAUGAUGGAGCAGAAGAGGGCCAUUACUGCCUAUUCCAGUGACCAUGGGCAUUUUCUGUGUCCAACACCAAAUGAGUGGGACUUGGCUGGAAAACUAGUGGAAACCCUCAAACCCUUGGAAGAGGUAACCCUUGAACUGAGCAAAGCAGACUCAUCUGCCUCCUGCAUUUUGCCUUCUAUAGGUGUUUUAAAGAGUGUUUUACAAGCAGAGGGACCACAUACAGCUGGCAUCCAGACAGCAAGAAAAGCUAUGCUCCAGAGUCUGGAAGAUAGAUUUAUCAACUUAAAUCAGACUAAAGAAGUGGUUCUUGCUUGCCUCCUGGAUCCCAGAUACAAGCACCGACCCCUCAAUCAAGAGACACUCAGUCAGGCUAAAAGUCGGCUACAAGAAGAAAUGCAGAGUCAAACAUCAGAAGAAACAAAACUGGCCACUAUAACAGAAGAGGAGAAAGACCCCAAAAGAAGGCGAGUUGGCACAGAAAGUAUUGUUGACUUCCUAUUUGAGAACAUGCUUGCAGCUUCUAUAAGUGAGGAAGAAGAGUCAGAUGAUGUUCUUGUGGAACUGGAAAGGUACAUGAGGGAGGCAGUCAUUGACAGAAAAAGAAGCUGCCCAUUAGAAUGGUGGCGAAAUAACAGCAGCCAUUUCAAGAGACUGGCAAAAUUUGCUCAGAAGUAUCUCCGCUGUCCACCUUCAUCAGUCCCAAGCGAAAGAGUUUUCAGCACAGUUGGGAACAUUUAUGAUGACAAAAGAAGGUCACUAAAAGGAGACAAUGCUGAAAAGUUGUGCUUUCUGCAUUACAACUUGCCCCUGUUGGACUGGACUUUUUAGAGAAUGGAACUGCUGCCAAGAGUCAAGACUAGGACUUUGUUUGGUUUGAUUUUGUUUUUGUCCAAGUUAUUGUGAAAUAACGUUCUACAUGAAGGACUUCAUAGUUAAAAAAACACGCAUAACAGCUGUAAUUAAAGUGCAAAGUGAGUGCACAAAUUAUUGUUUUGGAACUUUUUAAAAAUUUAUUCUUAUUUGUUAGUGCUAUUAUUUCCUGUCCAGGGUGAAUAAGUUCACAAAGUUAAGUUAACUUCCACAGACUCAGAAAACAAAAUCUUGAAUGUUAGAUUUUUACUGACUGAGUUUGUGUGUUCUGUUGUUUUUGAGAUUGCAAAAUAAAUCUCAUUUGCAUUA
This is a messenger RNA of Nothobranchius furzeri (turquoise killifish), 2764 nucleotides long. NCBI's taxonomy places the organism in Eukaryota, Metazoa, Chordata, Actinopteri, Cyprinodontiformes, Nothobranchiidae. The record is from RefSeq and is a predicted model, not a curated record.